Messenger RNA from Aspergillus sclerotioniger CBS 115572, 2038 nucleotides. Its product is annotated as amidase signature enzyme. The record is from RefSeq and is a predicted model, not a curated record. Bases 1 to 1851 code for a protein of 616 amino acids. The transcript is spliced from 8 exons. NCBI's taxonomy places the organism in Eukaryota, Fungi, Ascomycota, Eurotiomycetes, Eurotiales, Aspergillaceae.
AUGGCAACACAAUCGGAGACUGAAAGCCUGAUCAGUUUCGAAUUGGGGGCCCACCAGUAUCUGGCACGUCCUAUUGAAAGUUAUGGCGUCCUGGAGGCUCUUUCAGACAGCUCUGGUCUAGUCACCUACCUUCAUGUAUCCAAGGAUAAAACCCUUGACGCAAAUGCCCUUGAGGACUGGCGAGCAUCUCUUCUAGCGAAAGACGAUGUAUUCCAUGUUGACUUUCUUCAACACAUCAUCAUUGGAGGUGCCUGCUCGAGUGAGGUGCAUCUUACUGAAGAUGUCCAGGACUUAUUUCAAGGAUGGAACACGACAAAGAUAACGUACGAGCCACAGCUUGAUAUUGCCAGUGGGCCAUAUUAUAUCCAAAAAGGCAUUCUAUACUCCGUAUGGAAAGUCUAUGAAGACUGUCAGCUUGCCUUCUUACAGGCGACCUGGCCCUCAUCCCAGGGAGAUGGGACACUCUUUAAGACCAUAUCUGCCGGUAGUGACUACCGUGGGCACGGAAUUGCUGUCCCCGCGAGGUCAUACUCGAUCAAAUGGCCAUCAAUAUCUACACAGAUUGAGGACGAUUCGGACAGUGUACUGAGAGGCAUGAGGGUUUCUGUUAAAGACAAUGUUCACAUUAAUGGGACUCGGACAACCCUCGGCAAUCGCGCAUACCUUGAGACAUACCCUGCCCAGGAGCAUAAUGCAGAGGUCGUAUCACGACUUAUAAAAGCAGGUGCACAUAUCGUCGGGAAGAACCAUCUCAGUUGCCUUGCUAUGAUGGAGCAUCCAACUCAGAGUGCUGACUUUCAAGCACCGUUUAAUCCACGGGGCGAUGGCUACCUACUCACCGGCGGCAGCAGUACUGGAAGCGCUGCUGCAGUUGCUGCUUAUGACUGGUUGGAUACUUCAAUCUGCAGUGACACAACUGGUAGUGUUCGAACCCCAGCCUUGCAGACUGGAGUUUUUGGGUUCCGCCCUUCUACCGGCGCUGUGAGUGGCGAGGGCCUGGUGAACGCUUGGCCUGAUAUGGAUACAGUUGCAUGGGUGGGAAGAGAUCUGAAGAUGUUCCCAGACGUCUUUCGUGUCCUUGCAAACUCCUGGGCUACUGCCAAGGGGGGGAAUUUUUCAAGUGAAGAUUCGAUAGAAAUAUUGUAUCCCAGUGAUUUCCUCCCCGGAAACUCUGAACAGUCACGAGUCACAGAGGACUUUCUUGCCCAGAUAACCUCGGCAACAGGCGGUUCUUUUCGCCCAAUUUCUAUACACGACGACUGGCGGAAUACCGCGCCGGUGGAGGAAAAGGAUCUCCGACAGUAUCUCUACAAUCUCACUCAACAUGGCUGGUUCUACUCUGCAUACAAAUCCUUUGAGCAGUUCAGAAACGACUAUAUUGAGAAGCAUGGAUAUAGCCCAUUCGUGACCGAGGUGGUAAGGUGGUAUUGGGCCUUGGGAAAGGAUGUGACUGGCGAGGACUAUCCUGAGUUACGGAAUCGUCUCGCAAUAUUCCGGAACUGGUUCCUAGAACAGUAUCUGCAGGACCGGCCGCGCAACACGCUAAUAGCGAUGCAUAUUGACACCGUGAGACCCAAAUACCGCGACGAGUACCCAGGAGCAAACAACCCGGAUGUGCCUGGACUCCGCGCCACGUAUCUUUCGGCAAUCCUUCAAGCCCCUGAGUUGGCUAUUCCAAUUGGUCAAAUCGAUUACUACUCCCGGAUCAUCGAACGACUCGAGAAAAUUCCCGUGGCCGUAUGUUUGAUGGGGGCGCCUGGAACCGAUUUGGAACUGAUAGAAUGGACCCUGCAAGCUAUGGAGAAGGCUGAUCGCCCAACGAAAGUCAAGACCGGAAAGCUGGCCUUCUAAAUACUGACCGGCGGGACGAAUGUUUUCACGUAAGCCAUAGAUGGUGUUUUGUUGAAGCCAUUGAUUUAAUCAACAUAUGAAGCCCCAAUCCAUGGUCAUUCGUAGAGCAGGAGCCAUGGGCCGAUGGGCGGAACUGUUGGCCGAAUCCACCUAAAUCGCAUAGGUUGUAGUUCCAGGCGAGCUUCCC